Exophiala bonariae is the source of this 1557-nucleotide messenger RNA. RefSeq lists its product as uncharacterized. The transcript is spliced from 4 exons. Gene Ontology annotation, molecular function: transmembrane transporter activity. The record is from RefSeq and is a predicted model, not a curated record. Gene Ontology annotation, biological process: transmembrane transport. Lineage: Eukaryota; Fungi; Ascomycota; Eurotiomycetes; Chaetothyriales; Herpotrichiellaceae. Gene Ontology annotation, cellular component: plasma membrane. The coding region runs from base 1 to 1557 and encodes 518 amino acids.
AUGUCACCACCUUCAGCCGACAUUGAAUCUAUGGAAGUCAGUCAGAGGCCAGAGAUUGAACGAGCAAAUGGAGCAUUGUUUGUCGAUAUUCGUGCAAAAGGUGAAAUUGAUGCAGAGCAUGAUGGUAUCAAACUAGCAGAGGAUGGCCACACUAUACUCAUACCACAACCAUCUGAUGAUCCCAAUGACCCACUGAACUGGUCUACCCUACGAAAAUCCCUCCUGUUCUGCACUAUGGCAAGCGCGUCAUUCUUGACAGACUUCCAAGCCGCCGCGGGUGCCCCAUUGCUUGGACCACAGGCCAAGGAGUGGGGGAUAUCACCAAACCAUGUCAAUUAUGCUGGUAACUUGAAUUUACUCAUGAUCGGAAUUGGUGGUCUCUUCUGGCUACCGAUUAUGUCCUCGUGGGGUAGAGCACCUGUGCUCUUCUGGGUCAACUUCGUCGGCACAUGCAUGACUCUCGGCUGUUGCUUAGUGGAGAAUUUCGCCGGCUACUAUGGUACUCGAGCUGUCAUGGGUUUCUUCUUCUCUGGAAGCCUGACGGUCGGACUAGCCUUUGUCCAGGAUAUGUACUUCUUCCACCAACAGGCUCGGAAAAUUGGUCUUUGGACCAUGAUGCUCUUGGUGGCUCCUUAUACCUCACCGGUCUUUGGGUAUUUCAUCCUGGCGGAUACUCAAAAAUGGCGAACAAUCUUUUGGGUCACCUUUGCGCUAGGAAGCUUCGUGGUGAUGUUAUCCAUCUUCUUUCUGGACGAAACUUGGUAUCGUCGCGAUAUCGCCCCUGCGUCUCAACCAUCGCGUGGUAACAGGAUAUUUCGCGUAAUAGGGGUCUGGCAGCUCCAAACUACACCUGGCUAUUUCAUACGGCCAAAGGAAUCUUUGGUUCGACUUUUUGCCACCUUGAUGAAACCAGCGGUCUUUCUGGUGAUGCUUUACUAUGCUAUGAAUCUCAUGUGGGUAAUUGGCGUGAAUCAGACCACUGGUAUUCUGUUCGGGACUCCACACGAAGCUGGUGGCUACGGGAUGAGCACAAAAUCUGCAGGGUUCUGCGCUAUACUACCCGUAUGUUCGGUCCUCGUUGGGGAACUUGUUGGCCAUUGGAACAACGAAUGGAUCGCAAGACGUUAUAUUCGAAAGCAUAACGGUCUAUUUAAACCUGAGGCUCGCCUACCACCAAUAUACCCAGCUCAUGCACUAAUGGUAGGGGGACUGAUAUUACUCGGCCAGGCUCUUGGACGUCACCUGCAUAUCGGAGCGGUUAUGGUUGGUUGGGGAUUUUUCGUCUUUGGGCAAAUGGUGAUGACCGUAUCGCUCACAGCUUACAUCCUGGAUGCGUAUCCAACAGCUCCUGGUGAGAUCGCUUCGCUGUUGAAUGCUUCUCGUAUCUUGUCAGGGUUUUCGGUUGGGUACUUCCAACUUGGAUGGGGUCAAUCUGUUGGAUGGGCCGCUUCAUUUGGCACUCAAGCAGGGAUCUCAGCGGCAUCACUUACAAUCAUUAUCGUCCUGCACAUAUGGGGCGAGAAAUUGAGAGCUAGGGGAGGUCCUCUGAAGAUAUGA